GCUACCCUGCCCACUUCCGGUUGUGCUGAGCUCCGCGGCAAGGUGGCGGCCGCCACAGCCCGGCGGGGGGGGCUCGGCCCCGGUUCGGCCCAACGACCCGCAAGGACGGAGCCAGAUACGGUACUGAGAGCAGCGGGGCCGCCCCCCUGAGAGGUUUAACAUGUCAUCUUCUAUUGCUUGUCAUCUUCACCUCAGGGAACAGAUUCCAUCAGAUAUGACUAUGUGAAUAUCCUAGUGCAGCCCAAAGGAAGGACAUGAUGUCAGAAUAACAUACGAAACAAUUGUGUGGGCAAGUCCAGAGAACCAUGCAGUCAUCGGGGCACAGAUUCCGUGAUGUUGAGCACCACCCACUUCUUGCUGAAAAUGACAGCUAUGAUUCCUCAUCCUCAGAGGCCGACAUGGCAGAAAGGGUUUGGUUCAUCCGAGAUGGCUGUGGUAUGGUCUGUGCUAUAAUGACAUGGCUUCUGGUUGUCUAUGCAGACUUCGUAGUGACUUUUGUCAUGCUGCUGCCUUCCAAAGACUUUUGGUACUCUGUGAUCAACGGUGUUCUCUUUAACUGCUUGGCAGUGCUAGCUUUGUCAUCACAUCUGAGAACCAUGCUAACCGAUCCAGGGGCUGUACCCAAAGGAAAUGCCACUAAGGAGUACAUGGAUAAUUUGCAACUAAAACCAGGAGAAGUGAUCUACAAAUGUCCGAAGUGCUGUAGUAUCAAACCUGAACGUGCGCACCAUUGCAGCAUUUGCAAACGAUGCAUUCGAAAGAUGGAUCACCACUGCCCUUGGGUGAAUAACUGCGUGGGGGAGAAAAAUCAGAGGUUUUUUGUUUUGUUUACGAUGUAUAUAGCCCUAAUUUCAGCUCAUGCUCUCAUACUGUGUGGGUUUCAGUUUUUCUCCUGUGUCCGAGGGCAGUGGACUGAAUGCAGUGACUUCUCCCCACCUGUAACUGUGAUCCUGAUGAUCUUCUUGUGCCUUGAGGGUUUUCUGUUUCUCACUUUCACUGCAGUCAUGUUUGGCACCCAAAUCCACUCCAUAUGCAAUGAUGAAACGGAGAUUGAAAGACUGAAGAGUGAAAAGCCAACGUGGGAGCGGAGACUGCGGUGGGAAGGAAUGAAAUCUGUUUUUGGGGGUCAGCCUUCACUCCUGUGGAUCAAUCCUUUCGCAGGAUUUAGAAUCAGACAAAUCCUACUGAGAUCAAAGAAAGGAGGACCUGAAUUUUCUGUUUGAGUCUACUUAUGCUGGAACUUGCAAGAAUACUAUAUAAUAUUUAUUUGGGGCCAGAGAAGGCUGUCUACGUAUAAUCUGUGACCAGGUGAGACUGAUACCAGACAUUUGCUUGUAGCAAGCAGAGUUUUAUACGUUUAUUGUCACAGACAUCUCAUUAACUUUCAGAGACACAAACUGGAUCUGUAACGGUCUUAACAGCAAGAUAACAUAGAAAAAAGCACGUGGUCACACUAAAGAAGCCAAAUGUUGUCAUGCUACUGUAAUUUAUUUUUUGAGAUUAAUUAUGCAUUUUCUUUUUGUUAAACCCUUUUUAUUUGAUAAAUGUUUGGGGAAUUACCAGUGUGUUUUUUUUCUAAGAAAACUAUAUACUUAAGUGCAGUUGUCAAUCAUAAGGAGAAGCAUUCUGGUGAAAGGUGAUCUCAUGUGAGACCCAGCUUUCUAAAUCCAGUUUUCAGGGAAUAGGGGUUCGUUCAGUUUUGAUUUGUAUUUCAGCUUGUCCUAAUAAACAGAGCUAUACUUUUGUGUCCCACCUCAGACACACAUUCCUUAUAUGCAAGUGAUUCAAGGGACUUGUGCACAUGACAGCGUAACAUGUCAGAGGCACUGUUACACCCCUGCCAAAUGUCUUCCCAGGCUCACAGAAGCAUGUCUUGUGUUUGGCAGUAUUAAUCUCAUGUGGCGUUUAGGUAAGUUCUCAGUCUUCAGUAAAUGACACUUCUAACAGCUGAGGGCAGAAUUCUGCCCUCUGAUAUGCAUCUUCAGUUCUCGUGCAUUGAUUCUAGAGGAACUUAAGUAUGAAGAUGUUCUGAAGUUUGUAUCUUGUCCUCUGAGUGGGGAUAACUGGGGCCAGUGACUGUUAUACUGAAAAACACUGCAGAUUGGCAUCAAUCUACUCGGAACACUUGUCUUUGUAAGGUCUUGUUCUGCUCUUUUUUAUUGUACAGACUUUUCCUGGAAGGAAUACUGUUAACUCAAUGGUCCCGUGAACAAAAUGGUCCCAUGAGCAGAGAACUCAGAAAAACAAGGGAAGUUCCUUUAGUGCUGACACAGCUUGCCUCUUUCUCAAGUACAACAUGUCUUCAAAGUAGAAAAAUCUGCAAUAAAGGGAAUUAAUUUUA
This is a messenger RNA of Coturnix japonica (Japanese quail), 2341 nucleotides long. RefSeq names its product zDHHC palmitoyltransferase 7 (gene ZDHHC7). Gene Ontology annotation, cellular component: Golgi apparatus; endoplasmic reticulum. The record is from RefSeq and is a predicted model, not a curated record. NCBI's taxonomy places the organism in Eukaryota, Metazoa, Chordata, Aves, Galliformes, Phasianidae. Gene Ontology annotation, biological process: protein targeting to membrane; peptidyl-L-cysteine S-palmitoylation. Gene Ontology annotation, molecular function: protein-cysteine S-palmitoyltransferase activity.